Messenger RNA from Rotaria sp. Silwood1, 1119 nucleotides. NCBI's taxonomy places the organism in Eukaryota, Metazoa, Rotifera, Eurotatoria, Philodinida, Philodinidae. The record is from the annotation of a GenBank genome assembly.
AUGAAUCUUUCGCAACCAAUUAUUACCGUGUCAGGUGCUUCAUCUGGUGCGUCAAUGGCCACUCAAAUGCACUUUGCAUUCUCAAAUGAAAUCAGUGGCUGUGGUGUUCUAGCUGGACCACCUUAUUAUUGUGCUGGAAAUAUCCUGACAGCUGCUGCAUGCCUGACGGGUCCAGUUACGUCUGUUUCAGUACCAAUGCUCGAACGCCAACUGAAAUCCUAUGAAAGAGCUGGCAGUAUCGAUAGCCUAGCUAAUAUAAAAGAUGACCCAGUUUACAUCUUUUCGGGCAAAUAUGAUCCGAUAGCUCUUCCUGGUUUGGUCAAAUUGAAUGAAAAACUCUAUUUACCAUUAGGUGCAAACCUCAAGACCAACUAUGAUAUGCCUGCUACACAUGGCUUUCCUACCGAAACCUUUGGUGGUAAAUGUGCUAUUCCAAAUCUGGAUAAUUAUAUUAACAAUUGUAAUUUCAGUUUGGCCUAUGAUUUGUUGAAUCAUCUUCACGGCAAUCAUUUGAUCAAACCAGUACCAGGUUUCAAAACUCCACUCAUCGGUCAAAUGCUAUUGUUUGAUCAAGAAGCAUUCAUGUAUCCUCCGCCAUUAUUGACUGUUGGUAACAAUCCUUCAUCUCGAUGGAUCUCAGACAGUAUUUCAUUGUACAAUCCCAUUGAUUGGAGUUGGCCAACCUCAGGUCUUUUUAAUUGGACACUAUCCAGUGUUACAGCACCUGUACGAAGCAAAGCAGCUAAAGCACGUGCAUCUUCGCUCAGUUUUGACAAUGAAGGUUUUGUCUAUUUUCCAUCAGCAUGUACCAAAGGACAGGAGUGUUCUAUCCAUGUAGCAUUACAUGGAUGCAAACAAGGCAAAGCCUAUGUCGACGAUGUAUUUGUCCGCAAGGCCGGUUAUUUGGAAGUAGCCGAACUCAACAAUUUGAUUGUGAUCUUUCCACAAGUUCGUUCCUCAUUGCUUUUUCCACUGAAUCCAAUGGGUUGUUGGGAUUGGUGGGGAUAUACGAAAAACAAUUUUGCUACCAAAAAUGGCCCACAAAUGGCUGCUGUGAAAACAAUGAUCGACACUGUGCGCAUGAUUAAUCAAGCUAUUGUUGCAGCCGUCUCAAAAUAA